AUGAAAUCUUCAAAUAUAAGUGAUUUGGGUUCUCAGUGCAAAUUGUGUUUGGAAGAAGGUGGGACUGUAUUAUCAUUAAAUGUAUCAAAUGUCGAUUUAUUCAAAUAUUUAUCUGUCACAAUCGAUCAACUUUUAUCAUCUCCAAAUAAUUCAUUAGUAGAAAAACUUGCUCUUCUGUUACAAACAGUCUAUAUUAGACGAGAUAAUGAACAUAAAAAUGUCAUCAUUGAAGCAUUAGAGAAAACUGGUCAUUAUUUAUCGGGCAUCCAAUUAUCGUUUCUGUUUGACAAAAUAAUUGAACAAAAUGAUAAUCAAACAUUGCAUAUAUUUGUUAAACAUGUCAAAGAUCUAUCGGAAAAGCAGUUAUGUCGAGCAAUGAUACAUCUACAGGAUGAUUUAUCUGUCAUAUUUCUCCAUCGUCGCUACAAUAACCAAGCCUUAACAUUAGCUAUUCGUUCAACAAUGGAUGGUGAACAAAUAUCAAGAUUAUUAGAGAAAUUUUAUGAUAUGUUAUCGACAACGACUCUUACGAAAGAUACUUGUCAGAUCUAUCUAGAUUGGAUAUGUUGUCUAAUUGAUUCUCAGUUUUCAACGUUUGUUUUUCAAAAACAUAAUCGUCAACUAAUUAAGAAACUCUUUUCACUCGUCGAAUUAUACUUGGAUUUAUUUGAAAAUCUAGAUGGACUCGACGCUUACAUCGAACAUUUUAAACAAACUCAAACAACAACUCCUACUACAAUUAAACAUCAACCGUAUACCAUUGAAUUUUUGCAUAUUAAUUAA
This is a messenger RNA of Didymodactylos carnosus, 783 nucleotides long. The record is from the annotation of a GenBank genome assembly. Lineage: Eukaryota; Metazoa; Rotifera; Eurotatoria; Philodinida; Philodinidae.